AUGGCUCCACUGAACCGCCCAGCUCCUGUGGAAGUCACAUACAGGAACAUGAGAUUUCUUAUUACACACAAUCCAACCAGUGCAACCUUAAGCAAAUUCAUAGAGGACCUUAAGAAGUACGGAGUUACGACAAUAGUAAGAGUGUGUGAAGCAACUUAUGACACUGCUCUGGUGGAGAAAGAAGGCAUCCAGGUUUUGGAUUGGCCCUUUGAUGAUGGUUCAUCACCCUCUAACCAGAUCGUGGAUGACUGGUUAAGUCUUUUAAACAUUAAAUUUCGGGAAGAACCUGGUUGUUGCAUUGCUGUUCACUGUGUUGCAGGUCUUGGGAGAACUCCAGUGCUUGUCGCCCUGGCGUUAAUGGAAGGUGGAAUGAAAAAUGAAGAGGCAGUCCAGUUUAUAAGACAAAAGCGGCGUGGAGCUUUUAACAGCAAGCAACUUUUAUAUUUGGAGAAAUAUCAUUCUAAAAUGCGGCUGUGCUUCAAAGACUCCAGUGGCCAUAGAAACAACUGUUGCAUUCAGUAA
Messenger RNA from Budorcas taxicolor (takin), 522 nucleotides. Its product is annotated as protein tyrosine phosphatase type IVA 1-like. Gene Ontology annotation, molecular function: protein tyrosine/serine/threonine phosphatase activity. The record is from RefSeq and is a predicted model, not a curated record. Bases 1 to 522 code for a protein of 173 amino acids. Gene Ontology annotation, biological process: protein dephosphorylation. The transcript has a single exon. NCBI's taxonomy places the organism in Eukaryota, Metazoa, Chordata, Mammalia, Artiodactyla, Bovidae. Gene Ontology annotation, cellular component: nucleus.